Tachysurus fulvidraco (yellow catfish) is the source of this 3259-nucleotide messenger RNA. RefSeq names its product ndrg family member 3b (gene ndrg3b). The transcript is spliced from 17 exons. The record is from RefSeq and is a predicted model, not a curated record. Gene Ontology annotation, biological process: signal transduction. Bases 890 to 2047 code for a protein of 385 amino acids. Gene Ontology annotation, cellular component: cytoplasm. Lineage: Eukaryota; Metazoa; Chordata; Actinopteri; Siluriformes; Bagridae.
UAGACAGUAGGUUGAGCUACAGGUAUAGACAGUAGUUUGAGCUACAGAUAUAGACAGUAGUUUGAGCUACAGAUAUAGACAGUAGGUUGAGCUACAGAUAUAGACAGUAGGUUGAGCUACAGAUAUAGACAGUAGUUUGAGCUACAGAUAUAGACAGUAGUUUGAGCUACAGAUAUAGACAGUAGUUUGAGCUACAGAUAUAGACAGUAGUUUGAGCUACAGAUAUAGACAGUAGGUUGAGCUACAGAUAUAGACAGUAGUUUGAGCUACAGAUAUAGACAGUAGGUUGAGCUACAGAUAUAGACAGUAGGUUGAGCUACAGAUAUAGACAGUAGGUUGAGCUACAGAUGCAGACAGUAGUUUGAGCUACAGAUAUAGACAGUAGUUUGAGCUACAGAUAUAGACAGUAGGUUGAGCUACAGGUAUAGACAGUAGUUUGAGCUACAGGUAUAGACAGUAGGUUGAGCUACAGGUAUAGACAGUAGGUUGAGCUACAGAUAUAGACAGUAGGUUGAGCUACAGAUAUAGACAGUAGUUUGAGCUACAGAUAUAGACAGUAGGUUGAGCUACAGAUAUAGACAGUAGGUUGAGCUACAGAUAUAGACAGUAGGUUGAGCUACAGAUAUAGACAGUAGGUUGAGCUACAGAUAUAGACAGUAGGUUGAGCUACAGAUAUAGACAGUAGGUUGAGCUACAGAUAUAGACAGUAGGUUGAGCCACAGCCAUAUGGUAGCUCUUGACUCCGCCUCUUUGAGCAAUAGCGCCGUUACCCUGAGUGGAGAUGUACAGAGCUCACAGCCAGCGUUCACAUUCACACGCCUGACUCUAAACCCUGCUCCUGCUAUCUUCUCCUAACAGAACGAUCUUUUGACAGCUGUUCAUUGCAAGGAUGGAUGAGUUACAGGAUGUGCAGCUGACCGAGAUUAAGCCCCUUCUGACAGACAAAAACGGCCGAAACUUUCAGGAUUUCGACUGUCAGGAGCAUGACAUUGAGACCCCCCACGGUGUUCUCCAUGUCACUUUGAGAGGAACACCUAAAGGCAACCGGCCCGUGAUCCUUACAUACCAUGACAUAGGCCUUAACCAUAAGUCGUGCUUCAACACUCUUUUUAACUUUGAGGACAUGCAGGAAAUCACACAGCAUUUUGCCGUGGCUCAUGUGGAUGCUCCAGGUCAGCAGGAGAACGCAGCACCUUUCCCCACUGGGUAUCAGUACCCCACGAUGGAUCAGCUAGCUGAGAUGCUGCCCUCAGUCAUGACCCACUUAAAGAUCAAUAGUGUGAUUGGGAUUGGUGUUGGUGCUGGAGCCCACAUUCUCACCAGACUGGCACUGAAUCAGCCUACACUGGUAGAGGGACUGGUUCUUAUUAAUGUGGACCCGUGUGCAAAAGGAUGGAUGGAUUGGGCUGCCUCAAAGUUGUCAGGAUGGACCAGCAACCUGGUGGACAUUGUGAUGGGGCAUCAUUUCAGCACAGAUGAGCUGACAGAAAACCAGGAGAUCAUUCAGACAUACCGUCUGCACAUCGCUCAGGACAUGAACCAGGACAACCUGGCACUGUUCUGUAACUCCUACAACAGCCGCCGAGACCUUGAGAUUGAGAGGCCCGUCAUAGGGCUUAAUGAGGAAACUGUCAACACUCUGAAGUGUCCUGCGUUGCUAAUUGUUGGUGAUACCUCUCCAGCUGUGGAGGCCGUUGUUGAGUGUAACUCGAGGUUAAACCCCACAAAGACCACCCUUCUGAAGAUGGCAGAUUGUGGCGGCCUACCCCAAGUUGUACAACCUGGUAAACUUGCUGAGGCCUUCAAGUACUUUGUCCAGGGCAUGGGUUACAUCCCUCAUGUGCUCCUCAGCCAUCUGAACAGCGAAGCAGUGCCCACUGCCAGUAUGACGCGCUUGGCACGCUCUCGUACCCACUCAGCUUCCAGCAUGAACUCUGUGGAAGGUGCACGUAGCCGCACUCACAAUAACUCCCAGCCGGAUGGCGCUGCUGCCAGCCCAGGUCCUGAGUGCAAAGCCAGACCACAAACCAUGGAGGUGUCCUGCUAAAUCUGAUCUUAAACCACCUCUAAUUCUGUAUCAUUAUGCCACAUUCUCUCACAUAUCUUUUCUCAUAAUCCUGAAACCAGUCUUCUGGUGUAACGAAACAAUGCAAAGUAUGACUAUUGAAAUACAUUCACAAUUUGUACGACUUGGUUUUUUUUUUUAUUUAAGUCUUAAUCAGGUCCUGAUAUGAGGAUGGAUAAAAGUCUCCUGGAUGGAUGGAUAAUUGUCUCUUGGCUUGGAUAGAAGCAUUUCCAGCUCAGAAACUAUUGCUUUUUCAUACUAUAGAGAAGACCAAAUCACAUCCCACGUCUCUGCGUCCAUCCGUUCAUUCCAUCUGGUUCCUGCGCAGCAUCAUACACUUGUACAUGUUUUUUUUUUUUUCUUCUGUUGAUCACAGCUUUCUGUUCUCCUGUGAAGAUUCUGUGCUUUGUGAAUAUAUCAGUCUCCAGAUUGCAGAAUAGUUGUUACCCUUGUUUUCCUGUACAUUCUCACAAAAGAAUCUACUGAUAAGCAUGCCCUUUUUAAUGUAACUUAAUGGAAAUGUAUAUUGGGAUUUGUUUUGUGUUCGUGGUUUUGUUUUGUUUUUUUGUUUCUGAAGUUCUUGCAAAUACUGUAGACCUCAACCACCCAUGGGGCAACUUUGCACUGUAACACCGAUAUUUUGAGAUAUUUCAACCAAAACACACUUUUUCUGGCAUAGCUGCCUUUCAAUAAAAUCCUAUGACUUCUAGGUAAACACUAUAAAUUUCGAGAGAGUGGCAGAACAACCAACUUUGCAUACACAUUAGUCUCUAUAGCCUAUUGAGAAAGGAAACCGGAGACAUGAUCAUUCGUUAGAAUCUCAGUAGAUGUAGGGAAUUUAAUAAUUGAGUCUAUACACUCCCCGUAAACAUAAAUACUGACAAAGGGUUGUGGUUUUAACUUAUUCCACCCCCAUGUACAGUGGAUAGAUAUUCCAAUUUACUUGAAUCUACUGAUUACUUCCUCUAUUAGAUUUUGUAGCUCUAUUAUUAUUACUAUUAAUAUAAUUACUAUUAAUAUAAAUACUACUAUUAUAUGGUUUCUUGAAUGUGUAUUCAUUGUUGCUCUUUGACUGUACUGCCUUGUGUGAGCUUGUGACACCAGGCUUUGUCCUCCCAGCAUAUAGGGGGCACUAUACUUCUGCUGAGUGUAUUGAUUUGUAAUAAUUAAUAAAGUUAGAGGUUAUACAAUAAA